AUGUCCAAAGCUGAAAUUGCAAUACUAUGCAUUGCAAUUUUCCAAGGAUUUUGCAUCUUUCUUGGCAAUUUUUUCACUGUAUUUGUGUUUUGGAUUCAUCGACACAAAUUGAAGCGAGGUUCUUUUCUCCUUAUCAACUUGGCAGUUACAGAUCUUCUUGUUGGACUCACACAAAUUGCUAUGGUCGGAACGAUUGCCUUUCCACAUAUUACUGGUGUACGCAAAGUUAGCGACAGGUAUACGCCAGAUAUUUCAACUUGUUUUCAAGCUGCAUUUUCGACUGCAUCUGUGUUUUUUCUCGCUCUCAUUUCACUGGAACGAGCCUUCGCUUUGAUGUGGCCUCUUCGACAUCGCGCAACAAGCACCAGCACUUACAUCUACGGUGUUUUACUCGUAUGGACAGCUGCAAUAACAGUGGGUGUAUCCUGUUUGCUGGUUGUGCUCGGUAUCUUGAAAUAUAGAUUUUUCAUGGCUUUCUCGUCCGUUGUCAUCAUUUUAUGUUUGAUAACAGUUUCCCUGUCUUACUUAGCAAUCCGAACAAGAUUUGCUCAACAAAAUCCAGCUAUCGACAACGCACAUAACAGGCAGGAUGAUGAACGAAAUAAAAAGCUGUCCAGAACUUUGUUUAUUGUCAUAGGUGCGUCAGUUAUUUUCUGGUUUCCAGGCCUUGUAGUUUACUAUGUUUUUUCACUUUCUUCUGUCAUUUUCAUCUUCCUAUAUGGUACAAUGUUACAUGCAAACAAUUCUCUCGUGAACCCAAUUAUUUAUAGUUUAAGAAUGCCAGUGUUUAGAGAAACUGUUAAACGACUUAGAAAAAAAAGUUGA
Porites evermanni is the source of this 825-nucleotide messenger RNA. The record is from the annotation of a GenBank genome assembly. Lineage: Eukaryota; Metazoa; Cnidaria; Anthozoa; Scleractinia; Poritidae.